AUGAUCACCAUCAGACGCGAACUCGAUACCCUACACAAUGAAUUAUUUCCGGAUGAUCAGGUGGACCUUGUCGAUGAAGUGGAAGACAAUGGCCUGCCAACUAUCAGAGGGAUUCUCGGUAAAGCUUGGAAAUGGGUACCUGGGCUGGGCCUGAAUCCGCACAGGCGCUUCUCGUCCCUUCACAAACGGCGCUUACGAGAGUCGAUUGACGCUGGUCGCCAUGGCCUCGGUUUGGCCGCAGCAGACGCCGGACAGAGCGACAAGGUCGCCCACGCACGACACUACAGCAUAGAAGAACAGCGCGAUCUGGAGCAGGAGCGAGAAGCGAUGGACAAGCUAUCGCCCGAGGAGUUGAGUGCUCUGCAACUCUCAGCGUCCGAAUUGGCUGUGACCGAUAAUGCGUCUAGUGUGCAGCAGCCGCACUUGACGAUCUCGGGAGCCAGCACUGAGGACAUUGGGCCAGAGAGCACUGGAGGGACCGAAAGCAAGCAAAGAGCUACCCCACCAACCCUGGAAAUAGAUACCAAGCCGGCCGACGGUCCCCCCACAAGUCCAGGUGUCACAUCGCCGAGGCAAAAUCUGUCCCAGAACGAGGAUGAGAGCGGGAGGGGUCGGACUCAUGAGUACGACAGCCCCAGGGGUAAGUCCAAAAGCCCUGCACGCUCACCGGCACGCUCACCGGCACGCAAUGCAGGCUCACUAAGUAAUAUGAAGGGCGCCAAAUCAGCUCGAUCAAGCACCCAGACGGCAGAGAAAAGUACGCUGAACUUCACCACGACCUCAACCGAGCGCACUCGGUCAUCGCCGGCAUUGCGGAUAGACACUAGCAUAGCUGAAGGUCUGGCAACGGACUCCCCCAAGAGUCCUAGCAAGAACGGAUCACCCAGGAGCUCACACACGGGCAGGAAUUUCCUGAGGGGACUUAGUAGGUCCGGUAUAGAUAGGGAUAGAGAAGAUAGUAAGGACGGGGAUCUGAUGGAUGCAACGCCCAAGUCACCUAAGAGUAGUAGCAAGAAACGUGGGUUCUUCAGGUCUAUGAGUAAGGAACGAGUGACACAGACGGUGUCGGACCUUUCUCCGUUCACCAGUUGA
This is a messenger RNA of Sphaeroforma arctica JP610, 1092 nucleotides long. RefSeq lists its product as hypothetical. Bases 1 to 1092 code for a protein of 363 amino acids. NCBI's taxonomy places the organism in Eukaryota, Ichthyosporea, Ichthyophonida. The record is from RefSeq and is a predicted model, not a curated record. The transcript is spliced from 2 exons.